This is a messenger RNA of Prunus armeniaca (apricot), 180 nucleotides long. The record is from the annotation of a GenBank genome assembly. NCBI's taxonomy places the organism in Eukaryota, Viridiplantae, Streptophyta, Magnoliopsida, Rosales, Rosaceae.
AUGACACUCACAUUCAAUGCCGCGCUUCCCGAGCUUCUGACACGCAUCCACACCGUUUCGCAUCCCGAGGCAAGUUCACCCUUCUUUGGGGAGUUGGGGGACUCACCGAGCCGAGGCCGCAACAGACCGACUGAAAGAACGCUCGGCAAUGAGAAAAACGUUGGGCAGCUAAACGAGUAG